CGAGGCAGGGUGCGUGCGUGGUGCGUGCGUGGGGCAGUGCGUGCUCGGCCCGCGCAGUCCAGCUCGUCGCGUAGUGCGUAGUGGUGCAGUGACUGAGUGACGCGAGUGUGUGUGGUGCCGAUUGUGAUUGUGGUGUAGUGGUCGGAGGUGCUCAUCGCAGUGCGCUUCGGCUCGCUCUUGCUGGGCCUGGCUCGGCCUCCCCGUCCGGCCCCGCUGGCCCCCCAGGCCCCCUGUCCCACGGCGGCCAUGGCCGCCCCCUCAGCGCCUUCGCGCGCAGCCCGUCGUGACUGGAUUCAAUGAAAAACCGCUAGGCCAUGCCGGCGUGGUAGCGACAGCGACCCAGCCCGCGCCCCGCCUCGCCUCGCCAUGGUGGACGUCGUGGCCGAGACAGACCCGGCCGUGGGCAUCGAGGACGCCAAGAAGAAGCGCAAGAAGGCGCAGCGCUGUGUGGAGAACAACAACUGCGAGGACACGCCCACCAAGAUGGACUCGGUGGACGUGCAGAAGGUGGCCGUCGUGGCGCCCACGCUCAUGGCCUCGGUGCCGACGUCGGCGGCCCGGAAGCGCGCGCACAGCCCGCGCCACUCGCCGUCCAGGAAGAUGAGCAAGAUGGUGGCGUCGGCCGGCGGCGUGGACAACGAGACCCUCAUCCGGGAGACGGAGGCCGCGCUCAAGAGCCUCUCCGGCAGCUGGCCCGGCGUGCGCGCGUCGUACUACGGCAACCACGAGGCCGCCGACGACAAGUUCGAGAACCUGUUCGACGAGAAGCACGCCGCGGCCAAGGCCCGGUGCGCCGCCACGGCCUCGCCCGGCCUCGGCCCCGACUCCCUCAAGGACGUCAUCACCCUGCGCGGCCAGAAGACGCCCUCGCGCGCGCUGCGCCCGCCCACCGGCACGGUGCGCGGCGUGCGCAGGGAGGACGACGCCGACGACUCGUCGCAGGAGCUGCACAUCGACCUGGACAAGGACGAGGACCGCAAGGACUUCAAGAAGACCACCAUGAUGCACCACCACACCGGCUUCGGACCCUUCCCGCCGCGGCCCACGUUCAUCGGCUUCCCCGGCGACGGCCUCGCCCCCGAGGUCGGCGUCGGCGCGCCGGGCGUCGGCGGCAUGCCCGGCAUGGACGACAAGCCCCCGCCGUCGUCGCUGUGCCUGCUCGAACUCAACCUCAAGUUCGAGGAGGACGAGCAGCCGCCGCCACCGCCGCCCGCCGCCGCCUCGCCCGACCCCUCCUCCAAGCAGUACACCAUCCUGCAGCCCGCCGGCGCCGGGUCGCGCGCCGCCACGGCCCUGCAGGACGUGGCCCGGGAGGGAGUCCCCGCCGUGCCGCGGUCCCAGGACCUGCACCGCACCUUCGGCCCGCUGUCGCCCGGCGUUGGCCUCAACCGGGAAGGCAGCAAGUGCCCCACGCCGGACUGCGACGGCCAGGGCCACGCCACCGGGCUGUACCCGCACCACAGGAGCCUGUCGGGAUGUCCGAGAAAAGACAAAGUCACACCUGAAAUGAGCAACUCCGUGAGCGGACUGCACGCGGACUUCGACUCGCCCACCUUCCCCGGAGUGCCCGUCCCCAAGCCCGCCUGGCUCUACGGCGUCAAGGACUCGACAGAGUCGCCCUUCUACAAGCCCGUGCCGACCCAGGCACCGCCGCCGCAGCAACAACAGCAACAAGCUCAGCAACAGCAGCAGCAACAACAACAACAGUCUCAAAGUCAAACACCCUCUCAACCGCAGCCUUUACCGCAACCCCCAACCCCCACCCAGCCCUCACCAACGCAGCAGCAGCAACAGCAACAUCAACAGCAGCAGCAGCAACAACAGCAACAACAACAGCAGCAGCAGCAACAACAGCAACAGCAGCAGCAACAACAACAGCAACAAACGCAGCAACAGCAGCAGCAGAAGAAGACGGAGGACCUGGUGAAGAGCAUGAAGAAAGAAGUGGGCGAGCUUCCCGGACACAACCGACUGAACCUUCUCGUCCCGAAAUCGGAGGCCUCCCUCACCAGGUCGGCGUCGCCGCAGCCCGCGCAGGCCGUGCGCCAGCAGCAGCACCAGCACUCCCAGAUCAUGCAGCAGCAGCAGGCCCAGCAGCAGGCGAGCUACGAGGCGUACCUCAGCAACCAGGACUCCAACUCGUCGUCCAUGUCCAGCAUGGACACGAUGCGGUCCCCGGGCUCCAUGCUGCCCUCGCAUCUGCCGCAGCCCUCGCCGCACCACCUGCCGACCCACAGCAUGCAGCAGCAGCAGCAGCAACAGCAGCAACAGCAGCAACAGCAGCAACAACAGCAGCAGCAGCAGCAACAACAACAACACUCGUACUCCAUGUCGCUGGUCGACCACCAGAUGGCGCAGCGGCCGCCGUACGACGUGACGGCGGGCGAGGACAUGUAUCAGCGCGCCGGCAGGUUCAGCGAAGACGACGUCCACCGCGCGUACGGCGUGCAGACGGUGCAGUCGGUGCAGCGGCCGGUGGUGUCGUACCCGGACCUGGGGCUGCGCGUCGGCGUGGGCGUGGGCGCCGUCGGCGUGGGCCCCGUCGGCGUGCCUGGGAGCUUGGUGCCCGUGGGGCCGUACGACAGCAGGCCCUACGACAGCAGCACGCCGCCCAUCGGUCAGGCGGGCCAGGCCAGCGUCUCCACCCCAGCCUACGACCGCGACGGGCCCAGCCCCAUGUACGGCGGCGAGGUGGGUCGGUACGAGCAGACCGAGCCGGUGGACUUCUCGACGGCGCCGGACAGUGUGUCCGCCGUGCCCUUCCCCGGGCAGCCCAUGGCGCGGUUCCCCGCCGGACCCGCGGGGCCGCCGCCCCCGCCCGGACCCGCCGGCUACUCCCGGGACUCGUCGCCGGACUCGUCGGCGGGCCACUUCCUGGACUACAGGGACGCCAACGGCUACGGCGGCAUGAGUCCGGUCCACGCCGCGCACGCCGCCCACGCCGCGCACGGCUACGGCCUGGGCGGCCCCAACCUGGGCGGCGACUACCCGGGCAGCUCGUACUCGUACGGCAACUACUGCGGGACCAGCGGCUACCCGGCCACCUACCCGGGCCACGUGGCCAGCUACUCGCCGCAGCCCUGCUACUCCAUGCCGCCGCCCAGCCACCCGCACCCCGGCCACCCCGGCCACCCGCACGGCGUCGGCUCGCUCGACAAGGACGGCGUCAAGACGGAAGGGCUACCCGGCUGCCCGCGCAGCGACCGGUCGCAAAUCCAGCCCCACUCGCAGGAGCUCAAGUGCCCCACGCCGGGGUGCGACGGCUCGGGCCACGUGACCGGCAACUACUCCUCACACCGGAGUCUGUCCGGCUGCCCGCGGGCAAACAAACCCAAGAGCAAACCCCGAGAUGGCCAGGAUUCUGAGCCUCUCAGGUGCGUCAGGCAGUGUCCCAUCCCCGGCUGCGACGGCUCGGGGCACUCCACCGGCAAGUUCCUGUCGCAUAGAAGCGCGUCGGGCUGCCCGAUCGCCAACCGCAACAAGAUGCGCGUGCUGGAGAGCGGCGGCACGGUGGAGCAGCACAAGGCCGCCGUGGCCGCCAUCAAGUUCGGCUCGGGCGUGGGCGGCGGCCUCGGCGGCGGCGUGUCCGUCUCGGAUCCCUGCGACUCGCUGCAGGGCCACGUGACGGGCGCCUUCCUGAGCCACCGCGGACUGGGGCCGGUCCCCGGGCCCGGCGGCGUCGGCGUCGUCUCCGGCGGCCUCCCCUCCAGCAACCCGACGGGCUCCGGCCCCACGGGCAGCACCAACCUCGGCGCCGGCAGCAACCUCAAGAAGGGCUUCAGCAAGUACCCGCCGCCGCCCGAGGACAUGAGCGGGAUGUACGGAAAGGGGCCAGGCUUGAUGGAGGUGAGCUCGCACCAUGUGGGAGUCGGAGCCGGCGGGGAGGACAUCAACGUCCUCGAGGCCGAGAUCACCGAGCUCCAGCGCGAGAACGCGCGCGUCGAGUCCCAGAUGCUGCGCCUGCGCACCGACAUCACGGCCAUGGAGGCGCACCUUCGGCACGACAAGGAACCCCAGCUGGUGCCGCAGGUUCCGCGAGGGUCCAACCUGACGGACUACUACGAGAACCUCCGCAACAACGUGAUGACGCUGCUGGAGCACGUGCGCAUCCCCGGCGGGUGCAACGGCGGCGUCAGUGUAGGCCACGUCGGCAGUGGGCAGCCGCACCUGCCGUACAGUGACGUGAGGGACAUGAGAGAUAUGAGGGUCGGACCCGAACACUUUGACAGUUACCUCAGUAAACUGCAGACACUGUGCGAGGAGGGCAACGGCUCCAGCAGGGCCAUCUACGGCGCAGUCCGCCCCACCCUGCCGACUCCCAUCUGAUCGAGACUUCACGCCUCCAAGCCAAGCGAGCAGCCUUGUAAAUUUGCCUGUACAGGUGGCUCUGUGCCACAAAACCUCUUUGAUCAUGUAAAGAAUACAAGGGAAAAAUGUAUACAUAUUUAGUUUUACAGCCGUAGUAUCUAUUCCAGCUGAAUGUUGUAACUGUAAAAAAAAACAUAUGUUAUUUUAGGUGUUUAGACUUGAAAAUAAGUCUGUCCAUUAUUUGCUGUGUAAAAAUAGACGUAAGAGCCUUAAACGGAGGGUAUGACUGGGGUAUUUCCUGUGAUGUCAUACUGUGGUAUUCAUAUUCUAUUGCAGUAUUGUUUGAUCCAUGCGUUCUAUUAGUGUUGGUUUGGGAUUCCUUUUAAAAAAAUCAGGAAAGGCAGAUAUGCAAACUGCAAAGAUUUUGCUGCACAACUGUUACACCCGUUUUCAAAAAGAAAAUUGUUUGUGAUGAAUUUGCAAGAGCUCUGUUACGUUUGCAUUUUCUUCCCUCGAUGUUUGCGUGUUGCAGCUAUGCUGAAGAACAUGUGGAACCUAUAUCUCAGCUAGCCACCCAUGUGAUCCUAGUUAAUUAUAGGAAUGAUUUUAUGAUAGCUUGUUAUAGAUUGUGAUUUAUGUUGUGAUAUGUGUUGUUUACCUCAAGGUUUUCUUUACAGUGAGAGCGUUUCAAUUUGUUUACCGGUCAACUCAUUGUAGUUUUAUGACUGAGUUAUAGCUUUUAUUAGUAAUAGCACAAAUGUUACUGUUUAUUGUUUUUUGAUUGAAUUUCUUCAUUAUUGUUUUGUUAUAGCAUACAACCACACAUUAAUUGGUGCUCUAUCUUACUUCUCAUUCCUCAAUUGUUUUUCUUUUUUGAUCACUCAACAAAUGUAUACUUUGUGAUGCUUUUGCUGUGAGCUUACAAAAAUAUACUGCGCAGUUAUUUGUUUACUCACAAUUUUUUUUAGCAUGCAGCAAUUAUGCAGAACACCUUUUUUCUUGUUUUUUAAAAUAGCUGAUCACGUUGUUAUUUUAUUGUCAUGCAAUCAAAAAUUUUAUUUUGCCAAGGCUGGAAGUCAGAGUUGAGAGCUCAUGUGAUACUAUUCCAUCCAUGAUCAUGGGACAGUAAUCAAUUGACUACUGGUCUCUCACAUCUGCCUAAAUCAAUUGUCAGAGCAUCUCUCAUCAUCAUUUUUAUUCAUGAGUUCUCCCAAGCCUAUACCAGUUUGAAGUCAAUACUAGGGAACAAUGGGAAGGGUUGUAGCUUUACAAUACCUCUAGGAAUCUGCCACUUUGUGGAUCAGUUGUUUUGUUCUUUUACCAAUUUUGUUAUUUAUUGAUUUCUAUUUUUUCCUUUUAUAAGAACAUUGAUUGUCAAAGGUGACUGAUUAGUAGCUUCAUUGCAAGCCUAAUUUAAUCGCCAACUCCUAAUGUAUACUGAAUUAUGUGAAAUGUUAAAGAUUUGGAUGUGUGCACCAUAAGGGUGGGCGCACCUGCUUAUCUGAUAAUAAAAUCAUACGCUGUGAGUUACAAAUUUUGUGAUGCCAUCUUUUUGUGUUUGGGGUAAAAUUACAUUAACGAAUAAAAUUGCAAUCUCGAUCACCAAUAAAUCUGCCACAUAAUAGGGUUUUGAUUUUGGGAGGUAAUUUUUCAUUUUAUAUUUUUGUAACAUAAUAUACUGAAGAAGCUAAAAGUAGUAUGCAAUUUAAAGAGGCAUACAACAUUUAAACAAAAUCUGUUACAGAACAUUUCUUUUCAUCAUUUUUUAAUGGAAAAUGUGCAAGACAAGAGAGCAAGCUGUGACAGUAUUUGCUGGUAGCUUAGCUUAGACUCAUUCCAUUUUGUACUUGCCCCAUGCUUUGUAAGUCCAGCCAGUCCAAUUCAAAGUCAUACUGUCUCAAUAAAAGUUUAAGAAUGCUGCCAUAUGUCCCUGCCAAAGAGUUAAUCUAAAGUUUCGUGUAAUACUCUGUUCUGACCUAUGCACACUCGCAUUGAAUUUGUGUACAUAUAUACAUAUAUACCAUGUUAAUGUUUAUGAGUGUGGCUGUAUACCAUAUGAUGGCUGUAUAAUUUUAAUUUAGUCUCAUUUUUGUUGUUACGAUACAGUGGGAUUUCAAUCUGUCCUCGACAGACUCUAGUCAUCCUAGUAGGAUGUAAAACGUGCCAUUUAACUUUAGAAUGGGCCUGGUGCAACCAAACAAACUUGUAAUGUGAAUGUUACAACUCCCUAGAUCAGCCAAAUUUAGAAGGCGUUUUGAAAUCCUACUGUAGUUUAUUUCGUUGUCAAGUUCAGAUGCCCAAUGUUACGUGUCACUUGUUUGAUCUGAUUAUUUGUUAAUGAAAAGAUGUGCAAUAAUAAAUUGAUAA
Thrips palmi is the source of this 6675-nucleotide messenger RNA. RefSeq names its product myelin transcription factor 1-like. Bases 367 to 4326 code for a protein of 1319 amino acids. Gene Ontology annotation, cellular component: nucleus. NCBI's taxonomy places the organism in Eukaryota, Metazoa, Arthropoda, Insecta, Thysanoptera, Thripidae. The record is from RefSeq and is a predicted model, not a curated record. Gene Ontology annotation, molecular function: zinc ion binding; DNA-binding transcription factor activity, RNA polymerase II-specific; RNA polymerase II cis-regulatory region sequence-specific DNA binding. Gene Ontology annotation, biological process: regulation of transcription by RNA polymerase II. The transcript has 13 exons.